Molecule: messenger RNA, 2886 nt
Organism: Salarias fasciatus (jewelled blenny)
Lineage: Eukaryota; Metazoa; Chordata; Actinopteri; Blenniiformes; Blenniidae
Gene: cep295
Product: centrosomal protein 295
Exons: 15
Coding region: 141-2702 (853 amino acids)
Biological process (GO): regulation of centriole replication
Cellular component (GO): cytosol; centriole; centrosome
Source: RefSeq, a predicted model, not a curated record
UACUAGACCCCCCGCAGAGAGGAGCCCCCCUGCUAGACCCCCCGCAGAGAGGAGCCCCCCUACUAGACCCCCUGCCGAGAGGAGCCCCCCUACUAGACCCCCUGCCGAGAGGAGCCCCCCUGAGCUUUAGACAGCCUGUCAUGGAGGCGGGGCGCCCGGAGCUGAUGGAGGCGGGGCGCCCGGAGCUGAUGGAGGCGGGGCGCCCGGAGCUGAUGGAGGCGAUGGAGGCGGGGCGCCCGGAGCUGAUGGAGCUGAUGGAGGCGGGGCGCCCGUCGGAACAGGAGGCGGUGGUGGAGCAGCAGGGGCAGUUGGUGGAGGAGCUGCAGCGGGAGCAGAGGAGGAGGCAGAAGGAGACGUUACAGGUUCUGAUCAACACCGACGCACAAUGGGUUCCAGGCAGCAGCAGGGACUCGCCGCUGUCGGACACGCUGGCUCAGAAGCGUCUGUGGUUACUGUCCUCACUGCUGAGGACCAUCGAAGAGUCUCACGGAGGAACGUUGUCUCACCUGGAGGCGUCCGGAGAGACCCCGAGCUGCCGUCCAGCGCCGCCCCCUGACACAGCGUCUGCUGCUCUGAGUAAUGUCCCCCCUCCUGGACCUCCUCCCAGGAUGUCUUCUGCCCCCCCUUCUGGAGAACCGUCCCUGACAUCGCCUGCCCCCCCUGGUGCCCGGCAGCCCCCGGUGACGGGGACUGGGCGGGGCCUCCUGGAGACGAUGGCGGCGGAGCGGGAGCUGAGUGUGAUCGAGGAAGUGGAGACGCCCGUGGACCGCAGCCAGGCCGCAGGCCUGGAGGACAGCGUGAGGACUUCCUGUCCCGGUGGCGAGAUGCAGGACAUGCGUCUGCAGAGGGAGGACAGCACAGAGCCCUGCGGCUGCCCGGCCUGGACGACCGCCCUUCCAGCGGCAGACGCAGCGUCCCCUGGAGCGCCGGGCAGCGACUGGAUCCGGAGAAUCACGUCUCCUCCGUCCUCUGGCUCUGGGACAGACGUCCCGGUGUGCGGAGCUGCCGUGGCCGGCUGUCGAUCCUUCACAGAGUCUCCCCUCAGACCGGUGAACUGUGGACUGUUGGACGUCCUCUCCUCCACUCUGUCCACCGGCAGCUUGGUCCCCUCGUCCCCCCCGUCCUCCUGUCCUGACGGGCUCCUCCCUGCUGAGAGGCGUCUCCACCCCAGUCCCCCCGUCUCCCCUCCCCCCGGGCGGAGUGUGUGUGUGGAGGAAGGCUGGGUGGCAGGUGGUGCUGCUGCCGCUGUGGACCUGCUGUUCAGCGACAGCAGCGUCCAGCGGAUCAUCGAGCGAUACACCAGGGAGCUGGACCGGUCCCUGGGGGGCGCAGGGGGAACCGCAGGGGGAACCGCAGACGGUGAAGUGGACCGCCUGCUCGGAGCCCCGGACAGCCGAGAGGAGGGCGGUGGCGGCGCGGUGCGGCAGUGGGACGGAUCGGCAGCUCCGAGGAGACGAGCGGACAGGGACGGCGCUGGCCGCCCCUCCCUGGACCGUGUCCCUGGAGACGACCUGGACCCGGACCCGGACCCGGACCGGGACUCUUUCCACACUCUGAUUGGCCAGCUGGCGGACGAGUCGUCCUUCCUGGCCGCCGAUGGGGGGGCGUGGUCCUGGGAGCCGGUCGGCCCCCCCUCGGCUCACUGCCCCGUCCGGGGGCGGGGCUCCGGCGAGGGGCGGGGCUCGUGGCCGGAGAGCCGGAUGAGGCCGCUGACCGGAGAAGCGGAUCGGUCUGCGGGGCGGCUCAGCGGAGCUUCAGGUGAGCAGAGCCUGGUCCCUCUGUCCUCCCCCGAGACUCCCGAGACCCCCACGCACAGCUGCUCUGACGGCGGAGACCCACCAGACCCAGCAGACCCAGCCAGCAUCCCAGACCCACAGCCAGACCACCCAGACCACCCAGACCACCCAGACCACCCAGACCACCCAGACCAGCCAGACCACCCAGACCACCCAGACCACCCAGACCAUCCAGACCAUCCAGUCCUGCCGGCGGACGGGAGCAGCGAUUCCUUCCAGCUGCUCCAGGCCCAGGUUACUCACGACGACUCCGCCCAGCCCUCCGUGACCUUUGACCCCGCCCACUCGCCCGAAGGCUCGGCGCCGUCCCCAGAUCGCCUUCGCUCAGAGGAGGCCCCGCCCUCCUCGCAGGGGUCCUGCUGUGAGCUCCCGGUCUCCCCGAACCCCCUCCAGCUGGACCGGUCCGCCGGACCGGCCGGCCCCGCCUCCUCCGGCGCUCGCCACACGGCGGACCGAGGGAUCCUGGAGGAGGAGAUCAGUCUGGUGAGCCUGACGGACUCCGCCCUGGAGGAGGAGGAGGAAGAGCAGCAGCAGGAGGAGGAAGAAGAGCAGCAGGAGGAAGAGCAGCAGGAGGAGGAGGAGGAAGAGCAAGAGGAAGAGCAGCAGGAGCAGCAGCAGCAGCAGGGAGCAGAAGACUGGACCGAGAGUUCCAGCUGUGAUCCGUCGCCUGCAGGGAACGCAGAGUCUGAGGGACAGAAGACGGUGAAGACGAGGACAGCCGAGCGGACGAGACGGGAUCUGAGUGAGAUGCGUCGGAGAACCCAGAGGCUGUACGAGCAGCUGGAGGAGGUGAAGCUCCAGAGAACCGUCAGGAACCGGCAGGAGGACUCCGCCCGGAACCGGCUGAAGGCCCGAGAGUUCCACAAGAGAACCUUACAGAGGCUCCGAGCCAAGCAGACCCAGUGAGCCAAGCUGACCCCCCGCUGACCCCCCGGACCCCACUGACCCCCCGCUGAGCCCCUGGACCCCCCCCCGGACCCCACUGCCCCCCCGCUGAGCCCCUGGACCCCCCCCCCGGACCCCACUGAGCCCCCGCUGACCCCGGUUCCGCUGUGAUCCAGGUUCAGAUCUUAAUAAAGGUUUUCAGAAA